Molecule: messenger RNA, 261 nt
Organism: Penicillium taxi
Lineage: Eukaryota; Fungi; Ascomycota; Eurotiomycetes; Eurotiales; Aspergillaceae
Exons: 2
Coding region: 1-261 (86 amino acids)
Source: RefSeq, a predicted model, not a curated record
AUGAAUUUCCUCCUCUUGCUUGUUCUCGUAUUCUUUGCUCCUUUGCUGCUUUUUAUUGCAUGGCUGGCAGCUUCGUCUUGCUUGGGCAAUCGUUUUCGCACUCCCCUAGGAGGAUUUUCGGUGCGCCCGGGACUUGACUCAUAUGGCCAGAGCUAUCUCUGUACCAUGGCCAACUCUGGCCCUGCAAUGUCAGAGCAAAUUGAAUUGGAAAAUAUGCUCGCCGAACCAGGAACUCAUCCUCAAUUCGAUGAAGAGGACUGA